AGAUCAAAAUAGAAGGGCAUUUUGUGAAGUCAAACGAUGCCGGGUCACCCUCCUCCACCCGGAGCUCACCGGUCUACAGCACAAUUGUUGGAUCAUCAUUACGAUAAUCCUUCUUUUGUACCUGAAGUUCAGCCAAGAAUUCCCCAAUCUCAACCCAGAUCGAAUCUAGUUUCUGAAGUUCCUCCUCCAAAACCCCACAAUGGAGGUUUGUUUAGAGCGAGAGAAAAAUACGGACCUCCUGGUCAUCAAAAGUAUGGAUUAGGCAAAGAUUACGUUCCAAGGUACAGAACGGAUUACGGUCAUAACCGUUAUGGAAUUAAAAUGGAUUCAAAUGGAAAUCCUAUACCCAGAAGGGUAGACCCUUUUGGUGGUGGGAGACAUCCAGGAAAUUCAAUUUUCAGAAGAAAUCACUUUGCUAAUUUCGGUAGAAUUGGGCGAUACGGUCCACGAAACCUUUGUGGUUGCAGCAGAGGUAUUAUUGCCGCAAUAGUUGGUUCUUUGUUAUUACUUGCAGCAGCGGGUAUUGCUUUGGGCACUUAUUUUGGCAUUAAAGAGGCUACUAAAAGUCCUUUACCCGCGAAUCCAAUGGGUCCUAUACGAUAUUAUCAAUUGAACGGAGCUUUAGUUCCAUGUUGGAUAAGAACAACUACACCAACCACUACAACUCCUGCUCCCACAACAACAGCUCCGACUACAACAAUAAUAACAACAACCGAGCUUACGACCACAGAAGCUACUACAACUGAAGCUACAACGACUGAAGCAACAACAACUGAACCCACAACUACGAUACCAACUACUACAGUUGAGCAGACGACUACUUUAGGGACGACCACUUGCUAUCCUUUUACUACCGAUCCUACAACAACACUUGAACCAACAACAACUGUAAAACCAACAACAACAGUCGAACCAACAACAACAGUUGCACCAACAACAACUGUAAAGCCUACAACUACAGUUGAACCAACUACUCCAAAAGCAACAACACCUAAGUUGACUACCGAACAAAUAACUACCAUGCUAGUUACUACGGAUAAUAGUACCAUUGAUCCAAAUGCUACUGAGCCGACAAAACCCUUUUCGAAUACAACUGAUGAGCUGACGACUAUCGAGACAACUAGAAAACAGACUACUUUAGCUCCUACAACUACUAAGGAACCAACUACAACUGUUGAAGAAACUACAACCGUUAAAGAAACAACUACAACAGUUCGAACCACAACUACACCAACGACAGUAGCACCAGAGACAACAACUCUAACAAGUCCCGAAACUACUUUGUGUAUUUGGGUGACAACGACAGGUACAACGGCCACCACUCCCGAACCAACGACAACAGAAGCAACUACAACAGAACCAACUACAACGGAAGCAACAACCACGGAAGAAACAACCACAACAGAGGAGCCAACGACGACAGUUGAACAAACUACCACAACAACGACUCCUGCUCCAACGACUCCCCCUACGACUCUAAAGUAUUGUGAUGAAUUAACUACGUCUUAUACACUCGUUACUCUUUACCCACUUUCUGCUGGAGCCAUUAUGAAUAGGGCUUUGAAUACUUUCACUUUUGGAAUAUAUAUUGCAGUCAUUUUUAUUGGUUUAAUAUUAUAA
Dimorphilus gyrociliatus is the source of this 1620-nucleotide messenger RNA. Lineage: Eukaryota; Metazoa; Annelida; Polychaeta; Dinophilidae. The record is from the annotation of a GenBank genome assembly.